CUUCAAUAAUCCACACACACAAACACAAACACAGUGUUCAAAAACAACCUCUGAACCAUAAAAAACACACGUAGCCGACAAAUAUAACCAUUCCAUUAUUCAUUCCAUUCAUUCCCAUCAUCAUCAUCACAAUAACCAUACCUCUCUUUUUUUCUCUCCACUUGUUUUCUUCCGAUCCAAACAACGCUUUUUCCUGUCCCCACUCUCUCCUUCCUCCCCUUUUCCCUGUCUUUCUACCUUCCUCAAAUUGCGAAACAAUCCCCUGUUUCUGUUAAAGCGACCUUCUUUCAAUACCCUUUUCAUCCAAUUGCAUAAUCCAAUAUCAUGGUUUUCUGAUUCAAUUCGAUUCCAUUAUUUUCAAUUUCUUAGGUUUCUCAGUUUUUGGCUGUUUUUUUUUUAAUUAUGGAUAAGUACGAGGCGGUUAAGGAUUUGGGUUCUGGUAAUUUUGGGGUUGCCAGGCUUAUGAGAAACAAAGUUACAAAGGAACUUGUCGCCAUGAAAUACAUCGAGCGCGGUUCCAAGAUUGAUGAGAACGUGGCUAGAGAGAUCAUGAAUCACAGGUCUCUUCGGCAUCCAAAUAUAAUUCGAUUCAAGGAGGUGAUUUUGACUCCAACGCAUUUAGCAAUAGUUAUGGAGUAUGCAGCUGGAGGAGAGCUUUUUGAGAGGAUAUGUAAUGCUGGAAGGUUCAGUGAAGAUGAGGCCAGGUAUUUCUUUCAGCAGCUGAUCUCAGGUGUCCAUUUCUGUCAUACCAUGCAAAUAUGUCACAGAGAUCUGAAGCUAGAGAAUACCCUUUUAGAUGGAAGUCCUGCACCUCGCUUAAAAAUUUGUGACUUCGGUUAUUCCAAGUCAUCUUUGCUCCAUUCACGUCCCAAAUCAACGGUUGGAACACCAGCUUAUAUAGCACCAGAGGUUCUUUCUAGGAGGGAGUAUGAUGGAAAGAUGGCUGAUGUAUGGUCAUGUGGGGUGACUCUUUAUGUGAUGCUGGUCGGAGCAUAUCCGUUUGAGGACCAGGAUGACCCUAAAAAUUUUAGGAAAACAAUUCAGCGUAUAAUGGCCAUUCAAUACAGAAUUCCUGAUUAUGUUCACAUAUCUCAAGAUUGUAGACACCUUAUCUCUCGGAUAUUUGUUGCAAAUCCAUUGAGGAGAAUUAAUAUUAGGGAUAUCAAGAGCCACCCAUGGUUUUUAAAGAAUCUUCCAAGGGAGCUAACAGAAUCAGCUCAAGCUAUGUACUACCAGAGGGAAAAUCCAAGCUUCCACCUACAAAGUGUGGACGAUGUGAUGAAAAUCGUGGGAGAGGCAAGAAACCCGCCUCCAAUAUCUAGGCCUAUCAAAGGUUUUGGCUGGGAAGGUGAAGAGGAUGAAGAAGCAGAAGAUUUGGAAGCGGAAUUGGAGGAAGAGGAGGUUGAAGAAGACGAGUACGAUAAGAGGGUCAAAGAGGUUCAUGCAAGUGGAGAAUUCCAUAUCAGUUAAGACUCAAAUCCUUGCAUGUUUGCUGAAAUAAUUUUUUUUAGAAGACACCUUUAUUUCAUCUGUUGUGUAAACUAGAAGUCACCUAUUUGUGUAUAUUAUUAUUACGACUCUAGUGAUUUUGUAUGUGUAUCAUGAUGGACACCAACUAUGAGAACAAUGUUAGUCUCAUUACAUUCUGAAUCGCCAUGUUUGAGAACAGUAAUUUUCUGAUUACAUGCUAGAUUCCAUAUCAGUUUUCUAUA
Molecule: messenger RNA, 1712 nt
Organism: Vicia villosa (hairy vetch)
Lineage: Eukaryota; Viridiplantae; Streptophyta; Magnoliopsida; Fabales; Fabaceae
Product: serine/threonine-protein kinase SRK2A-like
Exons: 9
Coding region: 403-1470 (355 amino acids)
Biological process (GO): intracellular signal transduction; protein phosphorylation
Molecular function (GO): ATP binding; protein serine/threonine kinase activity
Source: RefSeq, a predicted model, not a curated record